Messenger RNA from Toxoplasma gondii ME49, 7172 nucleotides. RefSeq lists its product as hypothetical. Gene Ontology annotation, molecular function: monoacylglycerol lipase activity; short-chain carboxylesterase activity. NCBI's taxonomy places the organism in Eukaryota, Apicomplexa, Conoidasida, Eucoccidiorida, Sarcocystidae. The transcript is spliced from 6 exons. The record is from RefSeq and is a predicted model, not a curated record. The coding region runs from base 490 to 6642 and encodes 2050 amino acids.
AAAGGCAGCGUGUGUCAAAGCGUUUGUGUUGUGGUGAAGUCACGUUUUCUCCCGAGGAAACAAGCAAAAAUACGGCUCAAAUUCCUCCUCUCCUCGCGGCUCUCUGCGAGAGGCGCAGUCUGAGGCUUUGCCGAACAGGCGCACCUGCCUCAUCGCAAGAAACGCCGUUGCCACCGGAAAGGGACGUCAACAGGGACUGAGAGGCCUGCGACUGGAGACAAGCAGCGGCACGCCGAGGAGACGCGACAGACAAAGGAAGUCUCUCAAAACGACCUCUGCUCGCGAGGCCGAUCCGCGCAUGGGCCGCGAUGUGAGACUCAGCGCUCGCGGAAAAACGAAAAUGUUGGCGCAUGCGCUCGACGCGCGUCCCGACGUCUCAAAAACGCGUCUUUUCGGGAGCUCGCGUCGGGUGUAGGUACACCUGAGGACGCAGGCGCGCGGCAGGGCGGGAGACGGAGAGACUCCGGAAGAAGAGAAGGCGGAGAAGGAAUGGAUGCAGGGAAAGAGUCAAAUAAGAAAGCAAGCGUUUUCUCGGGCAGAGUCGAAGGAGAGACAAAAGAGGAGCGGAGGCGCCUCGGAGCGCGUCCGCGCGUCGAAGCGAGGUCUUCUGCUCCCCCACAAGACGGGAGCCAAGCCCCAAGAGGAAAAUCGUGUUUUCUGUCCUGCUUCUCCUCUGUAGUUCUCCCUGGAGUCGCGUCUCUUCUCUCUCUAUUGCGCAUCUGUUCCUUCUCUCCGUUCAUCUUUUCCUUCUCUCCGUUCAUCUUUUCUCGGGAUCCGCCAGCUGUUUUAACGCGACCUUCUCUGUGCAGAACUCGCUGUGUUGCUGCUGGAACGAUGGCGACGCCUCUGCUUUUGCGGCGCCACAUUGGCAGUCUCCGUGGGUUCUUCGCUUUUCUGUUGCUCCUUUCGCGUCCCCUCUCUGCCCCAGUUUCCGAUGCCUUUUCUCCCCUUGAUCCAUCGCCCCGGCUCUUCUCCGCUGUCGCAGCGUCUUCUCCCGACCUCGAACAGUCGUGGCUGGGAUCUGCCGCUUCUUCUGACUCUCUUUCUUCGUUUCUGUCUUCACUGUCGUCCUUUUUCUAUCCUUCCUUCUCUUCCUCUCAGUCUCCCCUUCUGUCCACCACUGCGACAUCUUCCCCUGCGUCCCCCCCCUGCGCCUUUUCCUCCUGUCCUCCACAGCCUCUCUCGUCAGCCUCGGACACCGGCGAUACCGGCGCGAAUAUGUCUGUGCCUUGGUCGCUCUUCGCUUCAUGUCCUCGCUUGAUGUCCCCUGUGAAUGCCUCCGACUUCUCUUCUUUGUUUUCGUCGCAUUUGCCUGAAACACGCGAGCCCCCGACGCCUCCACAGGCUUCGGCCUCUGCUGCUUCUCCAGAUCACUCGGUUGUCGACCGAAUCACAGCUUUUUUCUCGCCUCGUGAGCGCGUCUCUUUUCCGCUCCACGGUGUCGCCAGCUGGUCCUUUUUCAGUCUCUUCGCGCUUCUACGCAACUUGCUUGCCCUCGCAGCUUCCACCAUUCUGCUCCUUUCCAGAGCGACGCUUGCUCUCUCUCUUCCUCUGCUCUCUCUCCUCGGAUCUCUCCCUCACUGCUUCGUCUCUCUGUUCUCCUCGCUUUCCCUCGGCGCCAUCGUGACGCUCGCCGCAACUGCAGGCUUCCUCACUUGGUGUUGCCUGGAUCUGACCAACAUGUCGAGAGUCAAUCUCUACUUUUCCGGAGCCUUCAUGGGCGCCACACUGCAGCAGUGCGAGUUUGCUCGGCGCUCCUAUCGUCCGCCUUUCUACGUUUUCUCCACUCUCCUACAACAUUUCGUUCUCUAUCUAAGCGUCUUGCCGCGAGCGCGACACCCGGCGGCUGCGUCCGACGCGCCUGAGAAUCCGAAAGCCUCGAAGAGCGCCUUCUCUUUGCUUGCACUGCUGCGGCUUCUUGCCGGUGUCUGCACAGCUCUCCGCCAGCUUCUUUCGCCUGCCGGUCGGUCUCGCGUAUCACUGUUCUUUCAGUCUCCACAUCUCCCCAAAGACACCGAGGCAUCUCUUGCAUCUUCCUUCUCGUCCUCUCCGCCUUUUGCUUCCUCUUCGCCUUUUGCUUCCUCUCCACCGUUCUCGCGCGUUUCUCGUUUGUUGUCGGCGUCUCCGCUUCUUCGCAGCUGGGUCUUUUCGUCUUUUUUCCGGAGGGUCUCUGCGCGCCUGGCUGCUCUCUGCAUGCGCCUGCAUCUGUUUGUCAACCUCCCCCAGCGCCCCGCCUUGACUGCGCACCGACAGCUGCUGCAGCAUCCCGGCUCUGGUGCAGUGUCUUCAGUCGACUGGCUUUUUCUGCCGAGUUUCUCCAUGGCGGCGCAUGCCAGAAGGGUGGCUCGCCAGGAGAGGCGGCUGCACGCAGCGACUGCCCCCAGCCUGCGCCUGUCCUCUCGAGGACGCAGCAGCCGCGACAGCGCGGAGCGUUCGUUUGCAGAAGACGGGCAGAGUUUCGGCGCGAGAGGCAAAGCAGCAGAGAGGGUCGGAGGCCGCGCAUGUGAAGCGCGAGAGGCGGCGCAUGGCCCGGAGAGAUACGAGGCGGUCUCCCACAGUUCGGAGAGCCGCGCAGAGACGCUGUACUCGCAGCCGCGCGCGCAGAUGCCGUCUGGAGACAAAUCGAGGCUGGUUCCGCUGCAACAAGCAGGGAAGGAGGAGCCUGCCUCGUCGCUGCAUGCAGCGCUUGGACGAGAAGGCCUGGCGCGCGGGGGCAGUGAGGGUGGGGCCGAGCGACGCGAAGAAAAGGGGAGAAACGACUACAGAGACGAUCCGCACAGUCCGCAUCUGUUCUUCCGAGGCCUCAUCUUUGUUGUGGGAGACGAGUUCCUGACAGGCCUCGGGGGCGCGCAGACAAGCUGGCGUCUUUCGACGCAGGCGAAGCAAGCCGGAACAGACUCGAGUGAAAGAGAGAGUGAAAGAGAGAGAGAAGGAGAGAGAGAAGGAGGACCCGAACGAGAGAGGGGCAUAGAUCGGACAGGUGAGCGAGGAGACGAGCGCGAAAGAGCCGGAGAGAAGGGAUGCUGGAGCAGACAGACGGAGGAGGCUUCUCGUCUCCGAGGAAAAAGUGAGAGAGAGGAGAAGGAGAAGGACCUGUUUCUUAACGCGCCUUGCUCUGUACAGACGGCCUCGAUCGUCGACGCAGCGGCGCGCGCGGGAUUCAUCUGCUGUGUCGUUCGCCUCAGCUCGCAUCGCGCGGGCACUGCGAAGGCCCUCCAGGCCUUUCUGGGCAACCAGGAAAGGCGAAGAAGAGACGCAAAGGAAAGGAGACAGCACCGCGGAUGCUACAGCCGAAACGAGAAGAGUGACACCCGCGAGCGAAGAAACGGUUGUGUCGACCUUGGAAGCGCGGCGACCAGCGGCGGCGACUUGAGUUGCGCAGCCAAGGCGUUUCCGCCAAGCGAAGAAGAACGAGGAGAAGCCGACGAGCUGCUUUUACCUCCUUUGUCAAUGUGUGGCGCGGGCGCGUUAGUCGAGGAUCCAGUUGAAGAGUUGCGGCUCGUCAUCUCUUACGUCCAUUCCCUCUGUCCUUCGUUGCCGAUGGCGGCCAUCGGACUGUCUCUCGGCGGCAACACUCUGUUGCGCCUCCUGUCUCCGUUGUCUGCGCCGGAGCCUCCGUUUUCGCCUCCCGGCGCCCUCGCUCAGCAGGCCGCUGCCGCGACUUCAGCAUCUGUCUCCACGCGCCCCAGCGGGUAUCUGACACUCGGACGACCGCAGGCUCCAGUCCAGGGAGUGUAUCUCCAGCCAACGCUCCUCCCACCCGCCUGCUGUUCCUGCUGCGACGGCGACGCGCCUUUCCCUUGCGCGACGACGCUCGCGCGCGUGCAGCGGGCGGCGGCGAGGCGCGCCAGGGCCCCGUGCGCUCAGGCGGAGACGGAGCGGAGGCGUAGGCCUCUGGACACAGGCGACGGAGCCGGAGGACCGCAUGUCUCGACGCAGGAGACUCGCGGCCUCAGGGAGACUCCACCGAACCCAAAGAACCGGGAAGGCAAGCAAAAAGAAGACGAAAAAGGAUGUGUGGCGUCGGCGAGGGGCGGCCUUGGUCCAGGCGCGUUUGGGGGCUCCAAGGAGACGCAUGCAGGUGCUUUGUUAUCCAGCUUCGAAGCGCCGACCGCGACUCGGUCCCGGUCUUUAUCUGCGGAGUUAGGGUGUCCUGAGGCGCCUCGGUGCGUGCAAGGGAAUGCACGUGAUGAGCGCGAAGAUGCCGUGAAGACGCAGAGACGCUUGGCGGAAGAGGUCUCUUUGGACGCUUGCGAGCCGAAGCCGGGAGAGGGAGAACAGCCGGAGUCCUUCGUCUCCUUUGUCGCGGGAGGCGGUCAGGCGGAACUUCCAACCGCUGCGGGAGAACCAGAUGAUGAUGCGCUGCAGGGCGAUCACGGGCCAUGUCACGGUGGUGUGUCUCUAAGCGACGACGCAGACGCCUCUGGGGAACCUACAGGCCGGCCGCUCCGAGGGCGAGGAGUCUCGAAUGCGAUCGGAGGUUGUUUUCGUCGGGAAAGAUGGCCUCCUCUCGAAGGGGAUUCAACCACAGGUUCAGGCGAAAAAGCUCCCUUGAGAGAAGGACGAAGUGCGACUGGUGCGUCUUUGGCCUCAGAGCCGCAGCCAGGCUCCGGACCUCGCCCUCCGUCACCACUCGCCGAAACAUCUGCCCAAACGCGAGAUGAGUUCUUCAAGAGCAGAAGCGACAAGGUCGUGGAGUCGGAGGAUCGCGCUGGGAGGCGAACCAAGCGAGACGAGCGACGCGGUGUCGGCGCAGCACCGUGUAUGCGAGGGACGGCGGGGCUCCCGUUUCCGCGGGUCUUGCCGUCGAGCGCUGCGCUCGUCUUGCCGGCGGCGCCUGUCUCUCCGGCCCGGCGGAGACUCGAGACCGACGGGAGAGGCGGAAACGGGAGAGAAGCGAGGGAGGACAGGGCGAAAGCUGGAGCCGAAGUCCGCCGUGGUGCUUCCGCGACCUCUCUGUCUAUAUCGGCGACGGGCGCUGCGGCGCUCAGCUAUCUGGGGGGUUUGUGGAGCUUCGCCUCCUCCGGCCGGACUGUGCAGAGGCCCGAGCAGCGACCGGAUGUCUCCUCGGCCUCGAUGUCCAGGACGUCCCUCUGGUCGGAGAUAGGAGCCGAAGAGGCUGGCGGCGCCGGUCGCGAGCCUGCGGAGGCCGCUUCGUCCAGUUCCGCCUUGGGGACUGUCUUCCCGCCUCCGGGCUCCGGACACAGACACCCUGGGCGGACCGCCUCCGCGCAGGCCCCGCUGUCUCUGGAUGUGCAUGCAGGCGAGGUUCGCGGCGACUCGGGGCGAGGUGUCUCAGUCCCCGUCGCCUCGAUCCUCAGUGCCGUCGUCUGUGUGGGGCCUUUCCUCGAAAUGCACAGAUGCAACGAGCGACGGAAUGCUUCUUUCGCGGGGCUCUUCGACUGGCUAUCGCUGACCGGUCUCGCGACGGACGGCAUCGUCUCCUGGCUGCACGGCCUUGUAACGUUUCUGUCCAGCUUCUUCGAACGGGGUGCCACGGAGGGAUCCCCAAGCCCGGCGACUUCGAGGAAGCGCGGAGAAGCGAGUGGCGAAGGUCCCGACGAUGACGUUCUCUACGCGGAUCCAGAGGCUUUGUUUUCUUUCCCCGUAUCUGGGUCUUCUCUCCCUCCUCCAAAUAUCACUGGCGAGACCAAGGCAACGUUUGCGAGUUCCUCCCAGAGCGUCGGCAACGCGUCUACUUCUGCCCGUGGGCGGGUACAGGAACAAGAAGGAGACACGCUCUCCCGUCGCUCGGUCGGAGAUGCCCCCCGAACGCGCAGUCUCAUGGCCCUUCCACCAUCUCUCCCCGCGCACUUCUGCUGUCCCUGCGCCCUCCAGCGGUGGCUCGCCGCCUACGCCGAGGCGCUCUUCUUCGAGGGCGCCCCCUGGGGCUGGGGCCCUGGUGAGGUGCGCCCCGCGCGAGCGUCGGGCCCCAAGCGUGGAGACAGAGGAGACAGCGGGAGCGCGCGCCAGCCGCUCUUGGCGUGCCAGAGUAGCUUCGAGGUCGAUUGCUGGCUGGCGGAAAAUGCGCUGCGUCUCGACAGAGUCGAGCUGCUUUCACCCUACACGCGGGCCCCCGGCUGCGGCCGGACGAGGCGGCGGCCGGCGCGCUCGUGCCCCCGACCCCGCGCCGGCGCGCUCCGGAGCCCAACUAGCUGUGCGGAGGCGGAGCACGUGGGGGAGGCAGAGGGAGCGCGGCGCGGGCCGCGAGACACGGCGGCGGACUCGGAGAGCGAGGGCGAAGCAGCUGAGAAAUGGUGGGAAGGCCGCGAAGUCCACAGAAAACAAGGCGUCUACUGGAGGUUGUCUAGGAGGUAUCCAGGGGGCGUCUCCGAAUUCUACGAGGACUGGUCCGUCGGCGGGGCGAGGCUGGACAACGUCCCGGUCCCCACUCUAAUUUUCAUGUCGAUGGACGACCCCAUCAGCGACUUUGGCGCCGUUGACUUGUUCGCCUGUUGCCGAAAUGCCAACGUCGCGUUUGCAAUCACGCAGACGGGUUCGCACUGCACGCACCUAGCAGGUUCAAGACCACGCGUUUGGUUCGCUCGGGCAGCUGUCGAGUUUCUAACGAAGGCGCUGACGAGUUGCACUUGGCCGCUGCCUUCCGCGCGGCAUGGCUCUCAGAGCGAGGCCACAGGGUAGAGCGCAGGGACUGCAUGCAGCUUGAAAGCUGGCAGCGAGUCUGCCUCGAAAUCUCCGCGGCGUCGCAAAUGGUGACACGUGUGUUCCGUGACGUGGAACAUCACAUUGGCACACCUUGUAUACAGCCACUGGUUUUUCAACUAAAAACGUUGAAUCUCACCAUUCUUGGUGCAUUCAGCAUUUCAACCCUCCGAGGCUGUGCAUGCAAAGGAAGGCGCAAGCCAGAGAGGUUUUUCAUCGCUCAGACCUAUUCUGUGGUGCCUGAUGUCGGCUAAGGCUGACGCCGAUGUUUCUCGGUCGUUUUAGGGAAAGACUCUUAAAAAGCUUGUGUGCAUGUUCUCUGCUUGUGGUUAUUUAGAGAUCGCGAACGACGGCUUUCGCGCUCGCGUGUAGAACGAGCUGUUAUUGUAAAAAAAGUGUAAUUAGCUGACUGCUGUGUUUUGGGUUUGUAACCAGAGAUACUAGAUACUGCGAAACGCAACGAUCAGAGGCUAGCUCGUGACGUUCUUUGAUGUAAAGCAAUCAUGGCG